AUGACGCCUCGACGACAACGGCUUCGCUUGUUCACACGCCGGAGGGUCGGCUGGUCGGCUGGUCGGCUGGUCGACCGGAGUGAGGCAAACCGCCGUCAGUUGGCGAUUCCGACGACAGACUGUCACGUUUGUAUGUGCACACUAGCAGACAAGAGUAUUCAUGUCGUCUUGUUGCCGGGGCGAGGGGAGGGGGGUAGGUGUGGUUUGUUGAGAAAGUAUGAGCAAUCGGUUGGCCAGCAGACACGAUUUGAGAAGAUGUAA
Messenger RNA from Protopolystoma xenopodis, 261 nucleotides. The record is from the annotation of a GenBank genome assembly. NCBI's taxonomy places the organism in Eukaryota, Metazoa, Platyhelminthes, Monogenea, Polystomatidea, Polystomatidae.